Molecule: messenger RNA, 3184 nt
Organism: Manis javanica (Malayan pangolin)
Lineage: Eukaryota; Metazoa; Chordata; Mammalia; Pholidota; Manidae
Source: RefSeq, a predicted model, not a curated record
AUGGUUAUCACCAUUGUCGUAGACCUAAUUGGCAACUCCAUGGUCAUUUUGGCUGUGACGAAGAACAAGAAGCUCCGAAAUUCUGCUGCGCUCAGAGCCAGAGCCCGAGUGUGCAGCAGGCGGUCCGAGCCCGCCAGAGCCGAGCUCCGUCCGCGCAUCCUGGGGCGCACGGCAGUGAGCCGCUGCGGUCCGGGCGCAGCAGGCGGCGGCAGCGGAGAUCCCGAAUUCCGCAACAUCUUCGUGGUUAGCCUCUCUGUUGCCGAUAUGCUUGUGGCCAUCUAUCCCUACCCUCUGAUGCUGCAUGCCAUGGCCAUUGGAGGCUGGGAUCUGAGCCAGUUCCAUUGCCAGAUGGUCGGAUUCAUCACAGGGCUGUGUGUGGUCGGCUCUAUCUUCAAUAUCGUGGCAAUUGCCAUCAACCGUUACUGCUACAUUUGUCACAGCCUCCAGUACGAGUGGAUCUUCAGUGUGCGCAAUACUUGCAUUUAUCUGAUCAUCACCUGGAUCAUGACUGUCCUGGCUGUCCUGCCUAACAUGUACAUUGGCACCAUCGAGUAUGAUCCUCGCACGUACACCUGCAUCUUCAACUAUCUGAACAACCCUGUCUUUGCUGUGACCAUCGUCUGCAUCCACUUCGUCCUCCCUCUGCUCAUAGUGGGUUUCUGUUAUGUGAGGAUCUGGACCAAAGUGCUGGCGGCUCAUGACCCGGCUGGGCAGAAUCCUGAGAACCAGCUUGCUGAGGUUCGAAAUUUUCUAACCAUGUUUAUGAUCUUCCUCCUCUUUGCAGCGUGCUGGUGCCCUAUCAACGUGCUCACUCUCUUGGUGGCUCUCAGUCCAAAGGAGAUGGCAGGAAAGAUCCCCACCUGGCUUUAUCUUGUAGCCUACUUCAUAGCCUACUUCAACAGCUGCCUCAACGCUGUGAUCUACGGGCUCUUCAAUGAGAAUUUCCGAAGAGAAUACUGGACCAUCUUCCAUGCUAUGCGGCACCCUAUCCUGUUCCUCUCUGGCCUCACCAAUGAUGUUCGCGAGACGAGGGAGGCCCGUGCCCGUGCCCAUGCCUGUGAAGAAGCCCAAGCUCAUGCUUGUCCCACUGUGGAGGAAAUGCCAAUGAAAGUCCGGAAUGUUCCACUACCUGGUGAUGCUGCAGCUGGUCAACCUGAGCGUGCCUCUGGCCACCUUGAGCCAGCCUCUGGCCACCUCAAGCCAGCCUCUGGCCACUCCAGGUCUGCCUCUGCCUACCGAAAAUCUUCCUCUGGACAUCACAAGUCUGUCUUUCGCCACCCAAAGCCUCCUGCUGGCUAUUCCAAGUCUACUGGUUACCCCAAGUCUGCCACUAUCUACCCUAAGCCUGCCUCGGUCCAUUCUCAGCCUGCCUCUGAUCACCCUAAACCCGUUACUGGCCACCACAUCCCUGCUGGCAGCCCCUCCAAGACUGCUUCCAGCCCUGCCACCAGCUACCUGAAACCCACCACUGGCCACACCAAGUUUGCUACCAGCCACUCUGAGCCCACCAUUGCCAGCAAUCUUGAGCCUGCUGCCACCAGCCACCCUGAGCCUGCCAUUGCCAGCCAUGCUGAGCCCACAGCUGCUGGCCACCCUGAGCUCACUGCCUCUUGCCACCCUGAGACCACCGCUACUGGCCACCUUGAGUGUGACAUCGCUGACUGCCCCGAGCCUGUCUCUAGCCCUGCCAGUGGGUCCCUCGAGUCUGCUGCCAGCGCACUGGAGCCUGCCCCUGCUGCUGACAUUCUUGACCUCACUGUGGUCACCACUGCCACCAGUGAUUGCCAUGAGGUUGUGGUUAUCAGUGUUGAAGCUGUUUCUGAUGAGAUGGCUGUGUGAAAAGUGCUCUUAGGAGGGGUGGAGCAUAUGUAAUCCGAAGUGAGAUUACACAGACAGGCACAUGCAGACACUGACAGACAUGGUGUAAGCUGCAUCCACCUUUUAGGCAUACUCCUCCUUUACGUAUGUACUCUGAGUGUAUGUGCGUGUGUGUGCUUGCUAUUUUAUAGACCAAAUUUGCCUCAAGUUUUACAUGCUGUUCUGAGCCUUGCUUACCUCCUGAUGGUUGCCCUUGAGCCCACACUGGUCCUUGAAAUCGCAGACUUAGAUUACCCCCUCCUCCCGUGUCCCCAUUUCCUCCAAUUGUUCCUGCUUUCUUCUCCCCUUCCUUGAGGUGUGGGAGGGGAGGGGUGCAUGUGCGCUGGGAAAGGGGUGCUGUGGUGGGGGCUUCUGUCAAGUGAAUGUGACCGCUGAGCUUUAUGUUGUAAGUGGGUAACUCUAUGCUGUACUUUUAAUGGUAGUCAGGCAGUUGUGAUAGAAUGUGAAUACCGGAAACUGUCUUUUCUAAAUUCCAGCGACAAAAUAUGACUCGUAUCUGAAGAAUGAUUCGAUAAGCUCUUAUGAAAAUGAAAAUGAAUUUUAUGCCUAUGAGAUCAAAUGGCAGAAGAAAAGAUAAUGGCUGCACUGAAUUAUUUCUGUCUUUUGAAAAUUCGAACACCGGUGCUGAUUUUUAUUGUCAAACAUGAAUGUGGAAUGGUGAGAUGUUUUACCUUAUUUGUAGUCAUGUACUUUUUUUAAAGUAUUUGCCAGGAUUUUCUUUCAUUUAGUUCCAGAGAAACGAGUUUAUCACAAACUAGUUUCUUCUCCUAAAAUCCAAAUUUACGGUUGCUAGGAUCAAUUAGUCGUGUUUUGAAUAUUAGAAUUCAUAACUGCUCUUUUCCUCAGACAUUUUUUUCCAACAGCCUGAUGCCUCUACAGUCUGUUUUCACAUUUUUCUUUUUCAUUCAAAAGGGAAUUUGAGGUAGUAGCUGGAAGCCAAAACUGAAUGGAGUGCAGCCUGGAGGGUGUGAAUGCUGUUUCUGCCUCCUCUCUCUGGGCCUCCCAACUGGGGAGGGAGGUGGGGUUGGGAGGAGGCCAACUCCAGCGUCCCCACCACCCUUGGCUGAGCUUCAGUGGUCCACAAUGUUAAGUUGUAGAUGUCUUGUAUCAGCACACUUGACAGCCCAGGAAAUGAUUUUUCUCUAGGUUUCAAGAAAAAGUUGCUGUUUAAUAGAAAUUUAAAUUAUUGAUUCAAACUGACACUUCAAGCAAAAUUAUCUGUACAAAAAGCUUGUGAGGAUAAGUGGAAAUGUAUUACACUGCCUUAAUUCAAUUCUGUAUUUGUGGUAGCAAAUAAAAGUGUUUU